GCCCGCCGUCCGCGCCCCGCCCCUGCCCUGCCGAGUAACGGUUACGAAGCACUUUCUCGGCCGCGAUUUCUGCUUAGUCAUUGUCUUCCAGAAAACAGCUCCCUCGGCUGGGUGUCCGCUCUCAGUGGCGGCCGCAGACGCCGAGGCCCGGUCCCCGCCAGCGCCUCGCUCCCCCGCCGCCUCUCCGCCGCCGGCCUCCUUGGGCCCGAGCGCACACCGGGUUCAGUCGCGCGGAGUCGGCAACCUCGCGCUUGCCUGUCGGGCCUGGGGCUCCGCGCCCUCGCAGGCAGCCGUCUCCCCGCUCCCGAUCCGCGGCCGGGUCUCCGCCGGGCCCCCUCGGGCGACCGCUGCCAUGGGCACCGACAGCAGCGCGGCCGGGGAGCUGCUGGCGCGGGCCAGCACCCUGCACCUGCAGACCGGGAACCUGCUCAACUGGGGCCGUCUGCGGAAAAAGUGCCCAUCCACACACAGCGAGGAGCUUCGAGAUUGUAUCCAAAAGACCUUGAAUGAAUGGAGUUCCCAGAUCAGCCCUGAUUUGGCCAGGGAGUUUCCAGAUGUCUUGGAAUGCACUGUAUCCCAUGCAGUAGAAAAGAUAAAUCCUGAUGAGAGAGAAGAAAUGAAAGUCUCUGCAAAACUGUUCAUUGUAGGAUCAAAUUCUUCAUCAUCAACCAGAAAUGCAGUUGACAUGGCUUGUUCUGUCCUUGGAGUUGCACAGCUGGACUCUGUGAUCAUUGCUUCACCUCCUAUUGAAGAUGGAGUUAAUCUUUCCUUGAAGCAUUUACAGCCUUACUGGGAGGAAUUAGAAAACUUAGUUCAAAGCAAGAAAAUUGUUGCUAUAGGUACCUCUGACCUAGAUAAAACACAGUUGGAGCAGCUGUAUCAGUGGGCACAGGUAAAACCAAAUAGUAAUCAAGUUAAUCUUGCCUCCUGCUGUGUGAUGCCACCAGAUCUGACUGCAUUUGCGAAACAGUUUGACAUACAGCUACUGACUCAUAAUGAUCCAAAAGAACUGCUUUCGGAGGCAAGUUUCCAAGAAGCUCUGCAGGAGAGCAUCCCUGACAUUCAAGCACAAGAAUGGGUACCACUGUGGCUGCUGAGAUACUCUGUCAUUGUGAAAAGCAGGGGAAUCAUCAAAUCAAAAGGCUACAUUUUACAAGCCAAAAGAAGGGGCUCUUAACUACAACUCACUGACCUGCAUUUCUCUUGAACAUAAGAUAAAAUAUAUAAGAUAAAUUGAAAUGUGUGAAAAAUCUAGCUAUUGCCUAUCAGAAGUGUCACUGAGGACAUAGUGAGCUGUUUUGGCAGCGUGCUGCUUGUCAAGUUUUGAAUACUUCUCUUGCCUCCGUAUCAGUACACGCACAUGAACCACUGUUUUGUUUUCAUUAAACUAUUGUUUUCUAACUGAAAUUGUCUAUAAAGAAAAAUAUUUGCAAUAUAUUUCCUUUAUUUUUAUGAGUAAUAGAAAUCAAGAAAAUUUGUUGUUAGAUAUAUUUUGGCUUAGGCAUCAGGGCAAUGUAUAUACAUAUUUUUUAUUUCCAAGAUUCAUUAAUUGCUUCUUACUUUAUACUAUAACUAAGCAAUUUAAUUACAGCUAUUAAAAUAAAUACUAGAAGAUAUUUUUUCCUGCCAUUGGUGAAAUAACUAUAUUUCAGAGUAACUAGAGCAGCGAGGGUCUACUAGUAAUGUAAAUAAAAUUCAUUCUUCAAUGUGAGUGAAAACCUAAUUUUGUGUGUGUGUUCUUGCUUACAUUACAGCUUAGCUAUCAUUCAAUCAUGUAUGCUUGUGCCAUAUUUUUCCACCUAUUAUUUACAAAGACAAGCCAAAGUAAAUCUGAAAAAGAUACUUGAUACUUUAAAAUUAUUGUUUGGGAGUUUUACAAAAGCAACUAUUGUCAUCUCCAGAUUCUUUAGAAUUCUUAAUCCAUCAUUAAUAUAUUGCCACCCAUUCAAGAAUAUUCAUUAAGUCUCUUGCACUCAUACCAUGUGCUCGGCACUGUGGGCUCUGGAGAGAAGGGACAUAGGUAGGGAUCAAGAAACAGUUGAGUAAAUGUGUGAUAUUUAUACCCAUUAAUGACUGAUGAGGAGGGAAUAAAGCCAGAAGAUUGAAGAAAAAAUGUUUGAUAGUUCAUAACCAACAAUGCCUAUUUGUAGAACUUUGUCUGAGAGAUAGUCUCAAGUGUUCUGUUGCUGGAGAUUGAACCCACAGCCUUGUGCACACUGAGCGCAUGCUCUACCACUAGUCUGAACUAGUGGAAAGCAGAACACUAUAGCUAAAACUUUAGAGCUAGAGGAGACAAUGCCAUUCAUCUCAUUUCUCACUAGUUUAAAAACCAGAAAAUUGCAAAUAAGCUGUAAUCCUUAUGUAUACUAAAGUCUUAAUCUAAAAAGUUGUAUCUUGUAACCCGAACAGUUCCAGUUUCUAAAAAGAUAUAUCGUACAUCAGUAAUUUUAAAGUAUAGGCCUAUGUAAACUAAUUUUGCUCAAAUUUUCUAAGCUUACAGAAAACUGUAGUUCCAUGUUAAGUCAAUAGAGUAGAUUUUUUUCCUAAAGCUUUAUGGUUUACAAGUUGGAUAAUUUUAUCGAUUAGAAUUAUCAUGCGAAAUCAGCUGAUUUGCCUGCUAAAACUUGUGUUGGCUUUGACCUUAAAGACUUUAUAUUAAUUGUAUGUAAUGUUAAAUACACAGCUAACUUUUUAGUUUGAAAAUGUACAUUUUUCCUAUAGCAUAAAUCUUUACAUAUUUCUUGUGUUUUAAAUCUGUGCAGUGAACUGGCUGAGCUAUUUUAAAGGGAAACUUUAAUAUUAUUUGUAUUGUUUUUUAAAACCCAACACUUAAAGAAUGGAUUUUUGAAGGGCUAUUCUGGCAAUGUGAGAAAACCUAAACAAAACUGUCCUUUCCUAGUGCAUUGAAACGUUAGCAGGAGCUUGUUGGUGAGAUCAUGUAUCAGAUACAGUUUUCAUGUAUGUAAUUUUGAAGUGAUUUUUUUCUUGUUCUCUUUUUUUGAUCCCUGAAGUUCCUUAUGUGAAUAACCUUUUAAAAAUGAGUCUUUUUAAGGCCUUACAGUUUUUCAAGCCAAUGUUCAUAUUUUUUCAUGAACUAUCAGAAUAUAAUGAAAACUUUCAAAUAUUUAAGGACUUGUUUUAAAAGCCAUAAAAUAAAGAAUCAAAUACUACCAAAUAAUCAUAUAAACCAAAAGCUAAGUUGUCAAUAGUGUGUAUUGCUAAUCAGGGAGAUGUAAAUGCAGUGACCCAGUGAAAGACUUCACGUAUGUAUAAUUUUUUUUCCAGUAAACACAGAAAGAGGUUGUAGGUUAAUUUCCACUAGAGCCGAUUCAGCAGUGUACCAUGACUUGGGAUUUAUUCCAUGGGUCUUCCUUGAAUUUCCAUCCAAGAAACUGUAGACUGCAGAAGGAACAAGGUGUCUUAUAAGUGAUAUUCACGUGGUGUAGAUUCUGAAGACCACAUUGAUGGAGGCACAUUAAUACAAUGUCCACUUCAGAAUGGCCAAUGCUAGAACUUGAUUAAUAAAUAAUAGCUAACAAAGUUUCAGUUCUAAAAAAUGGUCAUCUAGCCAGGCAUGGUAGUGCAAGCCUUUAGUCCCAGCACUCAAGAGGUAGAGGCAGGCGGAUCUCUGUAAGAUUGAAGCGAGCCUGGUCUACAUAGCAAGUUCCAGGCCAACUGGGUCUACAAGGAGACCCUGUCUCAAAAAAACAAAACAAAAAACAACAAAAAAGUUAAUCUUUAUUGCACAAACAAUUCAGAUUUUCCUAUGAAAACCAAAAUGUUUAGACUUCUGUAUGCCAGGGCCAAGUAGUAACCAAAAUUAGGAUCUUAGUUUUCAGCAACAAAAGUUCUGCGGCUCAUUUUAAUUACAUCUCUUUGUGGAAGAGUUUCCUUCUAGGUUACCUGCCCAAUAUUUUUGAUCUUUGGACUGUAAGAAGCUGAUAUAUUCCUUGUAUACUGGCUGACAAUUCAUCUUUCUGCCAAAUGUACAUUUAGAGAAAUGUGAAGCUGUUAUGAUAAGAAUUUAAAUUGCAGUGCCAUUUCUGUUCUUAAAGUCACUUAGGAUUCUAAACCUAGUUUUCCAGCAUUAAUUUCCAAUGACCCAAAACUUAUUUACUUCCCUUUCCCCCUUAAAAUGAUGAUGUGAUAUGCCAGUUUGAUUUUUCAAAACUAUGUAACAAUAUUUUUAUAGUUUUCAGACUGAGGGAAACAUGAAAAUAUUUUAAUUAUUUUUCUUAUCUGUAGUGGUAUACUAAAAAAGCAAAAUAUAAGGUAUUAUUAAAAAUAAAUUUUACUUUGCCUAUAUUAAAUAAAAUUUGAACUGUAUGUUUUCUAAUUGGGUUGUUUCAGCCUGGAGCAUGACACUGAUUUGGAACUCUGAAUUUAAUCAGUAUAAUUUGGAAAUAAAUUAUAUUUAAAAAUAUCUAAA
Messenger RNA from Nannospalax galili (Upper Galilee mountains blind mole rat), 4429 nucleotides. It is a transcript of the gene Gclm, whose product is annotated as glutamate-cysteine ligase modifier subunit. The transcript has 7 exons. NCBI's taxonomy places the organism in Eukaryota, Metazoa, Chordata, Mammalia, Rodentia, Spalacidae. The record is from RefSeq and is a predicted model, not a curated record. Gene Ontology annotation, molecular function: enzyme regulator activity; glutamate-cysteine ligase catalytic subunit binding. The coding region runs from base 353 to 1177 and encodes 274 amino acids. Gene Ontology annotation, biological process: glutathione biosynthetic process. Gene Ontology annotation, cellular component: glutamate-cysteine ligase complex.